Messenger RNA from Schistosoma guineensis, 2704 nucleotides. The record is from the annotation of a GenBank genome assembly. Lineage: Eukaryota; Metazoa; Platyhelminthes; Trematoda; Strigeidida; Schistosomatidae.
GCCCUUUUUGAAACGAGCGCGUAGCGUGGUUGGUUCUUCAUAGUAAUAAAAGUUUCAUGGAUGAACAUAAGUCGAUUGACUUAUCAUUACUACUGAAGACUGAACAGUUUCGUUGGUCUAUAGAGUAUUGGAACAUUUGGGCGGGACUUGUUUUAGUGUUCACGAGUUAGAUCGCUGAUUAUUCUUGUUAUCGCGUGUGCACUUUUGUCGUAGUAUGUCUUACGAUUAUGAUGAGAAUACUGUUGUAGAUGAGUUUUCGUCUAUGGCUAUCCAUUCAAAUGGUCCAGAUGGUAGUGGUGCCAAACUUUAUGUGCCUCCUCAUUUGCGAAAUCGUGGAACUUCAGAUGGUCUCGCAGACUCUGUAAAUGAUUUUAGUCAAUUUAGUCGCCCUUCCCGUGGUAUUGGUGGUGAUAACUUUCGUGGACGUCCUUUUCGUGGUUCGUAUAGUAACAGGGGAUCAAAAGUUGGGAACGAAAGGCAGCAAUCUGACUCACGGUGGUCAAGCUUCAACGUGAAUACUCAGUCACGGGGUGGUCAUUCUACUUUGGGGUCAAAUGUUCCCAGACGCAGUUGGAAUGCACCCACUGAAGACUGGACUCAACAGUUGCCACGAAACGAGCGUACAGAACAAGAGCUUUUCAAGAAAGUGAGCGCAGGCAUAAACUUUAACCAAUACGACAACAUUCCUGUAAAUGCAACGGGGCCAAACUUUAACGACAGUGCAUCAACUAUAUCUUCAUUUACCGAACUUUCACUUCAUAAAAUUGUACGUGACAACGUUGAACUGGCCAACUAUGAGCGUCCUACACCAGUACAAAAGCAUGCUAUACCAAUAAUUGCAUCAGGUCGGGACCUAAUGGCAUGUGCACAAACUGGUUCAGGAAAAACUGCUGCAUUCCUUAUUCCAAUCCUAAACAACAUGAUUAAGCAGGGUCCCGGUGAUUCUAUAUGCGCCACUAUAAACAACAACCGAAGAAAACAGUUCCCUGUAGCUCUUAUACUGGCUCCAACUCGCGAAUUAGCAUCGCAGAUUUUUGAUGAUGCCCGAAAGUUUUCCUAUAGAUCUCUUAUCAGACCAUGUGUUCUUUACGGUGGUGCUGAUAUGAGAACGCAGUUGAUGGAGUUGUCCGAAGGCUGUAAUCUGUUAGUUGCCACUCCAGGUCGACUAAGUGAUGUUUUAGAACGGGGUCGAGUCGGCUUAGACCAUUGUCGGUUCCUUGUUCUUGACGAAGCUGAUCGUAUGUUAGACAUGGGGUUCGAACCACAGAUUCGUCGUAUUGUGGAGCAAGAUGCUUUCCCACCUUCCGGCGAGAGACAGACGCUUAUGUUCUCGGCAACUUUCCCUAAUGAGAUUCAGAUUUUAGCCAAAGAUUUCUUAAGCAAUUAUAUAUUUUUGACCGUUGGACGUGUUGGGAGUACGAGUGAAAAUAUCACGCAAACGAUACUUUGGGUUGAGGAGAAUGCUAAACGAGAUACUCUAAUCGAUUUGCUUGCUCACUCAGAAGCAGGUACACUAACAUUAGUUUUUGUUGAAACAAGACGGGGUGCAAACGCUCUUGAAAACUAUUUAUACUCACAGAAGUUUCAAGUUGCCAGUAUACAUGGAGAUCGUACUCAGGAAGAUCGAGAAUUAGCGUUGUCUUGUUUUCGUUCGGGAAGAACGCCAGUGCUCGUUGCAACAGCUGUUGCAGCUCGUGGUUUGGAUAUUCCAAAUGUCAAGCACGUUAUCAAUUACGAUCUUCCGUCAGAUAUUGAAGAGUACGUACAUCGCAUCGGUCGAACUGGUCGUGUUGGAAAUCUUGGACUGGCUACUUCUUUUUUCAAUGACAAAAACCGCAACUUGGCCCGUGGUCUAGUCGAGUUGCUUGAAGAAGCUAAUCAGGAUAUCCCGCCUUGGUUGAAAGCAAUUACAGGAGACGCAAGGCCUACAAGUUUCCAACGUCCAAGAAACAAUCGUCGGUAAUUUUACAACUCAUCUCUGAUUUCUUACAUUGUACAAGUUGUCAUGACUACUGGGCCGUCUAGAUCAUCUCAUUAGGAAGUUAGGGUGAAGCAUUCCGAAAAUCCUGUUCCGUAACAAUACUACGUAGUGAUUUAAAAUAUGGAGACGACUCAGUUUCACUUAUCUUAAGGUUUAAGGACGUUGCUUGGACACUAUGUUUCUGGCGGUUUUGGUGCUCGUGAUUAUCGACAAACUCCCUCACGUGGUGCUAAUAAUUCUAAUCGUCCUACUGGCCCAACGUCUAGAGACUAUGGAUUGCUUCGCGACAGUAGCUAUUACGAUUCACAACCAUGCUCGGUGUCACAGAGUUCUCCAGACUGGUGGGGCAAUUAGCAGUCAUAAUUAACUACCAUGAACAAUACACUUUUUGAUCCUGUCGUUUUUUAUAAUUUAAAUCAUUUUCGACAAUUUUUACAUCAGCGGAAACUUGCUUUCAUAAUUUACUUUGGAAUUCACGCCACCAAAUAGGUGCAGUUGUUGUCCCUUCCCAAAUUUAGUUUUGAUUACCAAUUCAGUAUGUGCAUCCAUGUGGGCAUAAUAGCGGUAAUUCUCCAUAGAUAUCAUUUGUGAAUUGCCGCUGUUCUUUCCAAAACCUGCAUUUAUUUUUGUCAAGGUGUGAUUUUCCCAGUGAAUUAAGAUGAGUUGGACCGCUUUUUGGUAUUUGGAAAAAGCUUGUAUUGAAUAAAAAACUAGAUUUAAAAA